AUGUCUAAUGCACCAGUAUGGACAGUUCCAAAAGAUCCUACUACAACCUCGCAUGACCUCGUGUUACUAUCGACUGAAAAUGUGCAACUACAAACUUUUAAUACAUCUGCCAAUUCACCUGCAGCUGACGAUGACGAUCGUCCACCGAACUAUUUUGAUAUAUCAAAUGUGCCUAGUGGAGCUAUUUUAUAUCAUAAUGAUGUUCUUCCAUUUAUCGAACCGUCCAAAGCAGCAACAGAACGUUUGUGGAAAGGUGUUAUGUCGCUAGACCAACUUAUUGAUAAAAAUCCUGAUCAAUUAUGGCUUUAUUUCAUGACUUAUCUUGAGGAGAAACCGGAAUUAGUAAUCAAUAUUCGGGGUUCUUAUACAGAGUAUUACACAGAAACGGGGACUAGUGGUAACUCGCAAGGUAAUACUGUGACAAACCCUCGCACUAUGGAUGAAUUUACUUGCGCCAUUGAUCUACAGCCAUACAUUUGUGAUCGUUGGUGGCGUGUUGCCGCUAUGCCUUCGUUAAAGGCAAGCAGGGCCGGCGACGUCAUUACAUUAAGAGACGUUCUUGAACAAUAUACAUUUUCAAACAAGAAAUUUAAAGAAAUCACCCUGCGAAAGCAAAUACACGGCUGGAAUUUGGAACAUCUAAAAGCAAACAUUACUGAAUUAGUUCGCUCAACAGGUUAUCGAUAUGAUAUUCAUGUUACUUAUAUCAAACGUAAUUAUAAAAUUGUCGCUCGUUCAUCUUCACCACUGAACCGUUUUGCUAAUUCAUUAUUGGUUCGUGUAUUGUGUGUUAUUUCCUGUUUGUGUCUUAUUUUUCGUCCUAUUUACUGUUGUUUACGCGCUAUGGGUUCAACACGAGAUAACAUCAUUGCUGAUUAUAAGAUGAUGAAACCAGCAGAUACUUUUCUCCGACUUAAUUCUAACUUGAUUACUGAUACGGUGAUUCGCCGUGCAAAUAGUUCGUACACAGCACGAAUUCAGUAG
This is a messenger RNA of Adineta ricciae, 984 nucleotides long. NCBI's taxonomy places the organism in Eukaryota, Metazoa, Rotifera, Eurotatoria, Adinetida, Adinetidae. The record is from the annotation of a GenBank genome assembly.